Hemiscyllium ocellatum (epaulette shark) is the source of this 2098-nucleotide messenger RNA. RefSeq names its product UbiA prenyltransferase domain containing 1 (gene ubiad1). Gene Ontology annotation, cellular component: Golgi membrane; endoplasmic reticulum. The transcript has 2 exons. Lineage: Eukaryota; Metazoa; Chordata; Chondrichthyes; Orectolobiformes; Hemiscylliidae. Gene Ontology annotation, molecular function: prenyltransferase activity. The record is from RefSeq and is a predicted model, not a curated record. Gene Ontology annotation, biological process: menaquinone biosynthetic process; vitamin K biosynthetic process. Bases 150 to 1142 code for a protein of 330 amino acids.
AGGUGUCGUCCCACUCCCUGGACCGUUGAGCAUCUGCGCAUGUGUAGCGCUGUGGCUCGAGGUCGUGACUUUGGUGCGAUGUGGGUGCUCAGGCAGAUGGCGGUUGUCGUCCUGGCGAUUAUUGGAUAAAGGGUGCGACGGGGCCGAGAAUGAAAGAGAAUGGGGAAGUUAAGCAGGUGGAAUCGGACGCCGAGUCGAGGAUGCAGAUCCCCGCUACGGACAAGGAAACGGUGCAGGGUUUCGGCAGGAGCCUGAAGCAGAAGUGCGCCGCGUACGUGCUGGCCCUGCGGCCCUGGAGCUUCAGCGCGUCGCUUACUCCAGUUGCCCUGGGCACGGCCCUGGCUUACAAGAGCCUGGGCCAGCUCGACCUGACCAUUUCCCUCCUGGCUGCCUUGGCCGUGCUGGCCGUACACGCAGCCGGUAACCUGGUGAACACUUAUUACGACUUCAGCCGGGGCAUCGAUCAUAAGAAGAGCGACGACCGGACCUUAGUGGACCGGAUCCUAGAGCCACAGGAUGUGGUGCGGUUCGGAGCCUGCCUGUACACUCUGGGCUGCCUCUGCGCCUGUUCCCUCUACUUUUUGUGCAAACUCAAACUUGAACACUUAGCUCUGAUCUUCUUCGGGGGGCUUUCCAGCUCCUUUCUUUACACUGGAGGCAUUGGAUUUAAAUACUUUGCUCUUGGUGAUAUCAUCAUUCUGAUCACCUUUGGACCGUUAGCUGUGAUGUUUGCUUAUUCUGUGCAAGUUGGUUACUUGGCCAUUUCACCACUACUUUAUGCAAUUCCUUUAGCACUCAAUACAGAAGCCAUCUUGCACAGUAACAAUACCAGAGACAUGGAGUCUGAUAAACAGGCUGGGAUUGUCACCUUUGCCAUUAUUAUUGGGCCGACGUUAUCUUACAUUGUGUAUAACAUGCUGAUAUUUGUACCCUAUGUAAUAUUUUCUAUAUUAGCAACUCGAUAUACAAUCAGCCUUGCAUUGCCACUUUUGACUGUACCUUUGGCCUUUUCACUUGAGCGACAGUUUCGAAGCCAGAAUUAUGCCAAAAUUCCCCAGAUGACUGCAAAACUGAAUCUUUUUCUAGGAUUGUUCUACGUUUUUGCCAUUUUGUUAGCACCAUCUGGAAGCUUACCAAACUAAAAUGGCACAGACUCCUUUUCUAUAUUUCAGAAAUCAAAAUUGAUGAUGGUAAAGCUAUUUUUUAUUUUAAAAUAGAGAAGUUGGAACAGUUUUUUUUUCAAUUAAGCCACUAUUCCUUUUAAACAAAAAGAUGUUAAUUUUUUGCAGUUACUCCAACUUCCACUCCUUAGCAAAGGUGCAAUUUGCUCCUGAAAAUUAAGUGGUGCAUGGUGUGUUUUUUUUUAAAACAAUGGUUUCAACAUCAGGAAAAUAAUUUGCAUUUGUACUGUACAAGUAACCCAUAUUUUCAGAGUCAUCAUAUGGUAAGAAACUAUAUCACAAGUAUAUUUAAACUUAGCCUACCUUAGAUUUUGAUUCAUUAUAUCUAAUCCUUUACAUAGUUGAUUCUCAUAUAUAAAAUCAUGGACAAUAGAAAAUUGAAUUUAUCUGGUUUUUAUGUCUUGAAAACUUUAAGCAUUAAUAGGUUAAUAAUGGAGGACUGAUGUAGCUUGUAAAUGGCUUGUGAUAUAAUUUCAUUUUGGCAACAUCUAUAAUGGACAAAUUUGUAUGAUUUGUACAAUUGGUCUUUGGUAGUGCAAGAAAAGUGAAUUUGUAGCACACAUACAGAUGUACUGAGAAUUGGUCCUAGGAAGUAAUUUUAAAUAUGUGAUGUCCAUCUAAUUUGAGAGAAUAUCUUUUUGUUUUGCUUUUGAGUUUGUUUAAACUUAAUUGUAAUUGCAUUUCGGUACUUGUUUAUUCUGUCAUAACCUGCACUGUUUAUUUGCAAGGAUUGAUAUUUUGAAGUUAUGUUUGAAAUACAUAAAUGAAUGAAUGGUAAAAAGGAGAUUAAAAGGCAGGUAAACAGCUUGGCAAGAUGUCAAAACGUAAACUGUUUUAGAAGAUGGAGUAUUUAGUAUUUGUCAUUUUACUUUGUAUAAGAUUUCAAAUGACUUUGCAUUAAAUUUUAAGGGAAUAAA